Phytophthora infestans T30-4 is the source of this 1279-nucleotide messenger RNA. RefSeq lists its product as hypothetical. The transcript has a single exon. The coding region runs from base 98 to 1279 and encodes 393 amino acids. NCBI's taxonomy places the organism in Eukaryota, Oomycota, Peronosporomycetes, Peronosporales, Peronosporaceae. The record is from RefSeq and is a predicted model, not a curated record.
AGUUCAAAGUCUUAAAUAAACUUGGCAGCCACCCAACAGCUUCUCCGCCAGUCAUAAGCGUACUUGCCUAGACUCCACCAAGCCAAGUUUCUCGACCAUGGCAGACACCAUGCAACGCUCGGUGCUGUUCAACCACACAGACUUGCCUCGCCAAGCGAAGACCCACGCCAAGAACAACGUGGCACCUGCUGGUCUUCUCGAACGCGCCUCCAAAAUCCUGUCUGCCCACUUAAACGGAGUGAGUGAAGACGUCAAGAAAGACGGAACCCCUACGACUGAAGUCACCAGUCCAACAUGGGGCAACACCAUCCAUAAGGAGCCUUUCCAAGACAUGGACAUGCUGGAAAGUGGUCACGCUCGAGAAUACUUGGCCGAGGAAUGUCUAAGCCCUACUCAAGCCAAGGCAUGGACGUAUUCUACCGUAGAACGGACCAACAAGAAUCAGUACAAAAUGUACUGGAACAAUGAUCAAUUUCUGCUCAGCGCCAAGCAGAUCGGCGGUACCUUUUACAUCUCCCAAUACGAGAACUUUCCCGAGACAGAAGACGCGGAAGAACCCACUGGACACUACUGUGCUGUGGUACGGAAGGCCACGGAUCACAAUUUUAAGCUCUACAGUUGCGGCUGUGAAGGAUGCGACCAGAGCUUCAAUACCUUCACUUGCAGUAACAUCCACGAAGACGCCACCGCUGCAGCCGUCGAAGGCGCUGAUCGUCAACUUCUCGCCGAUAUUUCGCACUUCACGAAAGCUGCAGGUGUUGUGGGCUCCGAGAUGCGCUGCUUCUCGGUGGUUAUCCCGGCUAUCAUGGACGAUAAGCGGUCUCGCGUUGUCUGGUGUCCUCGAGUCAGUCGAAGCGUGACGACGUCGGGGGGUACACCAAGGGGUACACCAAAGGCUCGUCUCCUGACGUCGCCGUCUCCGCGUAACAAACACCAGCACAUUUUCACAUUUGACACACCUACAAGCGACCGCAUUAAGAUCGGCAGUAAAUUACCGGUUUGGUGCCCGGAAGUCAACUCGCUAAUGUUGAAAUUCCAUGGUGGUCGCAUCCGUGAAGCUUCGGCCAAGAAUUUCAUGCUCAUGCUCGAGGAAGAGCCAGCUGGGACUCUUGCGAGCCCAGUACCAGACCCGACAGGCAACAACCGCGUGGUCAUGCAGUUCGGUAAGUUCUCCAAGUCCAAAUUCGCGCUUGACUUCCGAUUCCCACUAGCUCCAAUCCAAGCCUUCGCCAUCGGAUUGUCCUCCUGCGCUUGGAACGUCAAGGCCACGAAGACAUAG